UCAGAGUGGUGGGCAUGUGCCACUAGCUCAUUCAGUUUUUCAUUGAUCUCCGGAGUGAAAUUUCCAACGUUUAUUUUUUCGACACGAAUGGAAACAAAUUUUGGAUUGUUUGCUCUUCACAGCUCGAGUGCACCAAGCGAGCCCACAAGUGAGGAUGCUGCCAGCGAUAGCCUUGUGAGUGGCGGAGUUGGCUAUCAUUUACAAGAGGAAGACCCACUUGAAGCGCGGAAAUCGUCGGAAGUGCUGGAACAUAUUACAGAACAUCACUUCCCAAAGCAGCCGCUCGACUAUGCGGAAGAAGUGGAUGGCGGUGGGAUUCUGGAUCUGGUGAAACCAUACCGCGAUAGCAAUAAUAACGAAACCAGCAGCAGGGUCAUGAUGAUGGUGGCCAAGUUCGAGUCGGGAAAUGGUCAGGGCGGGAAGCUGCCGGUGGAUGAAACAGAAACAAGUGAUUUCGAUACGGCCAGUGUGAGUAGCAGUAGUUUGGGAAGUGUGCGCAGCAGUUCCGCUUUCAGUGAAGGAAGUCGGGAUGCUGGAAGUGUGGGAAGCUAUGGUAAAGAGAAGGCGGGGCCAAAUGUGAUAGGGACCGGAGAGAGUCACGUGGUGACGGCAGGUACUGCAACAAUUACAAUUAACAUUAUCAAUAAGACUGCUGAGGAUUGUGAUACAAAGCCGUUGAAAACGGGUCCGGAAAUGAGGGCUGUGCAUGUGCAAGUUCCGGAGUAUGAGAGCGAAUCGGAACGAGGAGUUGGAUCAACUGGAGACGAGGGAGAAUCGACCGAGUGCGAAGGACAAGAACUGCAGAGGAAAGUUAAGCUGAAUGAUGGGUUUUUAAGCCCGGAAUUGUCAAAUGAUAAUAGUCAUUAUGAGAGUGCCUUGUUCCAAACUGCGGAAAGUCAAGAGUUUCUGGAUUGUAAGGGUAGUCUGGAUUCGUCGUACUGUGAGUAUGAUGAUAGCUCAGAAGAAACCGAGCAAAAUGAUGAUGUUUUCGAAAGCAAUCACCCCAAACAGAGCCCCAAGGCCGUUAAGCAGGAAAUCAUCGAUGAUGAGAAUGAACCCAUGAUCAAUAUCAUCCAGAAAAUGACCCGCGACAUGCAAGUCACUUCCACGGUUAUUCUCAACAAAGCUAAAAUCAAAGAGCAUCGCAAAUCGCGAGCGGAGAAAAAAGAAAGGCAAAAAACCGAAAAGAAGAAAUUGGAAAAUUCGCACCUUAGCCGGCAGAGGAUAAUCGAUGAUAAUUUCUGCAACGAAAUCCUCGAUUCAACACAUCAAUUUGAUCGUUUGUACGGAAUAACCCGCAAAACCGCAGCAGUCAAUGCACCCGUGGAAGUGCUAAGUGAUUCGGCAUUGCAGGCGUCGUCAGCGGGGGAUGAAUCAUUCGAUUCAUCAUUGUCUUACGGGAAAUUGGAAGGAAAACCGCGGUAUUCAGGUCGACCAAUCGGGAAACUAAUGGCCAAACGUUUGAAAAAACUAGAUAAACAAGGCAACUGUAAGUCGGACGUCAACUCGGAUUCGUCUGCUUCCAACUAUGCCAAUGGUCCAAAGAAACCCCCAAGAACAUUUGCUUCGGCUCGAAGUCAUCAUUCAAAAUUCGGAUGGGUCAAACAAUCUGGAUCAUCUACAGAUGCCAGCUCCGGUAAACCGAGCUGUCCAAAACUGGAAGAUCUCGACUCAGAUCCAGAUCUCAUCGGCUGGAAGUUUGACAAAUCGGCGAAGCACGAGAAACGUGAAAAAUCAGAAAAAUCUCACAACAUCGGCUGGGUCAUGCCAAAGGAACGUACUAACGAGUCUUCCAUCCCUCCGCAAAUCUACAACAUGUUGAACUACUCGGAGGAUGAAGACCGAAAACGCUCCAUCAAAACCUCAAAUUCGAAAGCAGCUCCUCAAGCUUCAUGCUGUCAUCGCAUCGAAUGCGAGUUGGGCCCCAAGCUGGACAUUGACACGGUGGACUAUGCUCCGGAAACACCUAGGCGCAAGUCGUCAUCCAACUUGGAUUUUGAAAAGUUUGCAACAAAUACCACAAUCAAAAGUACCCCUCAUAAACGUCAUCACUUUCCAGAGAACGGAAGAAGGACGGAACUUUUCCUCGAGGCGGAACGGGGCGAAACUCGUCGGCGCAGUAGUAAAGAACAUCGACGUCGUACAACCGGGGAUUUCUUGGAACAUGAACGUGAAGCAGAGUCUCGUCAUUUUUUAGAAGACGGCCGAAGAAGUGACCACGAACCGGAUAAUCCGGAAAAGUCUGAACUCUGCCGGAAGUGUAGCGAAAAGUCCGAGAAGAAAUCCUUUCGCAAGGCUGCGGUGAGGAGAACGAAAUCUUUCUUUGAAGCAUCUAAGAAAAAGAUUCACAAAAUUGGCAAGGAUAAGCAACGGUUUGAGACUCCGAAGAAGUAUCACCUGGGAACGAAUCUCAACAAAGAAAAUUCCGUCAAGAAACAGCUGCACAAACACUUGGGAUAUACGCCGGACAACAUACGGUGUGGAUCCUGCCCCAAAGAAUCCUCCGUAGUUCGAAACAACCUUACACAGACGUACUCAGCUCCGGCCCGUAUGCCAGACAAAACACGUGAUCGUCCUAAACUGCCCGUUCCAACCGUUCUCAACUUAUCUGGCCCAGCAGCCUCUCUCGUUGAGGAUCACCACAAAAAGCAGAAGCCCCACGAUAUGAAAUUUUUGAAAACUCUCAAAAACCUCCGGAUAUCGCCGAAAAAACUCUUCAAACCCAACGAUGAGCCAAAACGAAGCCCCAUGAAUUCCAGCUCUCCGCGUCAGCACGGAGAUUUCCAAUCGUACGAUGAUCUGAAUCUGGACAACGUUGCCCAGAUGGGUGACUUCCUGAACAACGUUCGGCAAGCCGUAGAAAAUGAACGCACAAACUCCCACGAACGAAUCCUCGACCAGUACGGCGCAGCGAGGUACGCCAAAGCACCGCCCAAAACAAGACCUCGCCAUAUUUCCACCAGCAGCGAAUUCUUGGAUCGACAUCCCGUCGAACGGCAAACGCUGCAAGUUGCUGCCGAUCUGCAUCGGGAACCGAUCUACCAGGAAAUCUCCCCGAAAAACAAUAAGACCAUCAUAAACGAGUUCAUCAGUGGCGAGUCUAACAAUCGGUACCUGAUGAUCAACAACAAUCCGAAUAUAAUCUAUGCCACCGUGAACAAAACGGCAAAAAACCUCAUCAAGUCCAAGUCCGUGAAUAGCUUUUGCGAGGAACCGCUGGGGCAGCGCGUCACCGAGAAAAAGAUGAAUGCCCAACCGAAAUCUUCUUCCCCGGCUCAUUCCGAGACGCACUCCCGCAGGACCAGUAGCCGAUUGCGACGAUCUUUGUUCAACAGUAGCACCAACAGUGGCGAUCGAUCCCUCUCUUCCGUCGAAGAAAGCAACGGAAUCUUGCUGCUGCCGGCUCACGGAACCGAGGACGAAGAAUCGCUGGCGAUGAUGACGGCACUGGAAGUGCAAGAGGACAUUAUCGUUCCGAAAAGCGCUGGGAAGGUAGGCGCCAGUCCUGGCAGACGGACCGAAGGGAGCAGAGAUACGGGAAAGGAUGAAGUGGAUGAUUACCGGGCUCUGCGAAGCGAUAUUCGGGCGGGGAAUGGUGGGACUAGAGGUGGUGGAUUAACUUGCGAGGAGCAACUUCUGAGGACGGCCAUCAUGAUGGACGAGACGACCGGCAGCGGAAGAGUGGCUCCGCUGGGGGAGUAUCGAUACCGAUGAUGAGAUCGAAUCACUU
Molecule: messenger RNA, 3730 nt
Organism: Aedes aegypti (yellow fever mosquito)
Lineage: Eukaryota; Metazoa; Arthropoda; Insecta; Diptera; Culicidae
Exons: 3
Coding region: 88-3714 (1208 amino acids)
Source: RefSeq, a predicted model, not a curated record